AUGGAUACAAUAGAGAAGCAACUACCAAUAAUUGAAAAACAUGAAGUUCUUAUUGAAGAAUUGAAUGAAGAAAAAGAUGAGGAAAGGUUUGAAGAUGAGGAAGAGAAGGAGGAUGAGGAAGAAGGAAUUGUAAAAGAAGAGGAAGAAGAGAAGGGGGAGGAGGGCAAGGUUUUGGAAGAUAAGAAGGAUACAACAUUGGUUGAUGUUAAAGCUGGAUUAACUGAAGAAAAAACUGGAAGAGAUGUUAAAGAAGAAAAGGAAGUAAAAGAAGAAAAGAUAAAAUUAGGAAGAGAUAUUAAAAAAGGUUUUGAAAUUUUACCAAAAAUAGGAAAUCGAAAGGAAGGGAAAUUGUCUACAAAGAAAAUUGGGGAGUUCAAAAAACAACAUUUAGAAAAACAACAAAAACUUCCAUCAAUUCCUCCUUUGGACAUCAGAAAAUGCACCAGGCAACAUCCUUCAUCUUCAACUUUAAUUAAAACAAAAAAAGAAAUUCCAAGAUUAGAUAGAAUUGAAAAAACAACAAAAGAAGAUAAGUCUAAAAAGGAUGAAAAAGAAGUUUUUGUUUUAGUUAAAGGACAUCGAGUUUUUGAUGGACAUGAAAGGAAAACACCUAAUCCUUUAUUUUCUAUAAGAAGAGAGGAUAAACAAAAAGAAGAAAAAAGAAUAUUGUCAAAACAGAAGCAACAAAAGAUUGAAUUAAAUGAGAAGAAAAGAACGGAAUUGAAGAAGGAUGUUCAACCAAUAAUUAAGUAUACAUUUUUUUAA
Messenger RNA from Meloidogyne enterolobii, 765 nucleotides. Lineage: Eukaryota; Metazoa; Nematoda; Chromadorea; Rhabditida; Meloidogynidae. The record is from the annotation of a GenBank genome assembly.